Hippocampus zosterae (dwarf seahorse) is the source of this 2171-nucleotide messenger RNA. It is a transcript of the gene colgalt2b, whose product is annotated as collagen beta(1-O)galactosyltransferase 2b. Bases 95 to 1936 code for a protein of 613 amino acids. Gene Ontology annotation, molecular function: procollagen galactosyltransferase activity. The transcript is spliced from 12 exons. Lineage: Eukaryota; Metazoa; Chordata; Actinopteri; Syngnathiformes; Syngnathidae. The record is from RefSeq and is a predicted model, not a curated record.
CCGCACACUCCACGCCACUCUCCAGUCAGGACUUCGGUGUGUCCGGGCGGGUCCACCAGCACCAGCAGCAGCACAAGCGGAAAAAGCCGACGAGAUGCGGGCGCCUCUGCUGCUGUUGGCCGCGCUGUGCGCGGUUCGGGCCGCCGCGGACUCGGAGCCGGUGACGCUGGUGCAGGAGGCGGACGCGAGCCCCGCGGACGAGUCGGCCUUGCUCCAACCCAAAGUCCUGAUCGCCAUCGUGGCUCGCAACGCGGCGCACAGCCUCGCUCACCACCUGGGAUGCAUCGAGAGGCUGGACUACCCCAAGGAGCGCAUCGCUAUCUGGGCCGCGAGUGACCACAACGUGGACAACACCACGGCCAUGUUGCGAGAAUGGCUGAAGAAUGCUCAGCGCGUCUACCAUUACGUGGAGUGGAGGCCCAUGGAGGAGCCCAGGUCCUACACAGACGAGUGGGGUCCGAAGCACUGGUCCACAUCUCGGUUCAACCAUGUGAUGAAGCUGAGGCAGGCAGCGCUCAAGGCGGCCAGGGAGCGAUGGGCCGACUUUAUCCUGUUUGUAGACAGCGACAACCUCCUGACCAACCCGCGUGCGCUCAACUUGCUCAUUGCCGAGAACUUGACCGUGGCCUCCCCCAUGUUGGAAUCCCGCUCCUUGUACUCCAACUACUGGUGCGGCAUGACGCCGCAGGGCUACUACAAGAGAACCCCGGACUACCAGCCAAUCAGGGAGUGGAAGCGUCUGGGCUGCUUCCCGGUUCCGAUGGUGCACAGCACCUUCCUGUUGGACUUGAGACGGGAGGCCAGCCGGGAGUUGGCCUUCUACCCGCCUCACCCCGACUAUAGCUGGGCCUUUGAUGACAUCAUGGUGUUUGCAUUCUCCGCACGUCAAGCGGGCGUGCAGAUGCAUGUGUGUAACAGAGAGCACUAUGGCUUCCUUCCUGUCCCCCUCAAGGCGCACCAGAAUGUCGAGGAUGAGCGCGAGAGUUUCAUACACACCAUUACGGAGGCCUUGAUUGACCACGAUAUUGAGCCCUCUGAGCACCUGUACUCGCCUCCAUCGCCGCGGGAUACCAUGGGUCUGGAUGAGAUCUUCCUGAUAAACCUGAAGCGUCGGCUGGACAGAAGAAGCCGGAUGUUGAAAACAAUGUCGGCGCUGGGCCUUCAUACCACGCUCUCGGUCGCGGUGGACGGCAAAGCUUUGAACACGUCUCAGCUGCAAGGGCUGGGAAUCGAAAUGCUGCCCGGCUACAAGGACCCAUACUCGGGCCGGGUCCUGACCAGAGGCGAGAUUGGCUGCUUCCUUAGCCAUCACUCCAUAUGGAGCCAGGUGGUGGAGCGUGGCCUUCAGAAAGUUCUUGUUCUAGAGGACGACGUGAGGUUCGAGCCCCGCUUCAAACGACGACUGCAGGCCAUCAUGGACGACGUGGACAAAGCCCAGCUGGACUGGGACCUUAUCUACGUGGGGCGCAAGCGCAUGCAAGUGCAGCAGCCCGAGCGCUCGGUGGACGGCGUCAACAACCUGGUGGAGGCCGACUACUCGUACUGGACGCUGGGCUACGUGCUGUCGUUACAGGGCGCCACCAAACUACUGGACGCCAAACCCUUCUCUAAGAUGCUGCCCGUCGACGAGUUCCUGCCCGUCAUGUUCAACAAACACCCCAACGUGGACUACAUGUCCCACUACGAGCCGCGAGACCUGCGGGCCUUUUCGGUGGAGCCGCUGCUCAUCUAUCCCACGCACUACACGGGCGAGCCGGGCUACAUCAGCGACACCGAGACCUCCACCAUCUGGGACGACGAGGCCGUGGCCACCGACUGGGACCGGCAGCACGCCCGCAAGACCGCCCAGCAGGGCCGCAUCCGGACCGUGGCACAGAACAGCGUCACGGGGGACUCGCCGCCGCCCGCCGCCAGGGCCUCGCGAGACGAACUGUGAAGUGGUGGGAGUUUUUUUUUUUUUUUUCGACGCGCGUGCCAUUUUGGAGCGGAGACACUGUACUUGCACGAGACGAGGAAGGGCCUUAAUUUAUUAUUCCCAGUGUGCCUUCUUUGAAUUUACCCUAUCUCCUCAAAUAGUGGCCAUCAUCCUGUUAGGACGACUAAAUGACGUGACUUCCUCAAAUAGAUGACUCCUUUUUCCAUCACGCGGGGGGUGGGGGGGGGGAUGAAUA